This is a messenger RNA of Lolium rigidum, 1814 nucleotides long. Its product is annotated as CCA tRNA nucleotidyltransferase, mitochondrial-like. Gene Ontology annotation, molecular function: RNA binding; ATP:3'-cytidine-cytidine-tRNA adenylyltransferase activity. The coding region runs from base 1 to 1572 and encodes 523 amino acids. Lineage: Eukaryota; Viridiplantae; Streptophyta; Magnoliopsida; Poales; Poaceae. The record is from RefSeq and is a predicted model, not a curated record. Gene Ontology annotation, biological process: tRNA 3'-terminal CCA addition. The transcript has 15 exons.
AUGGCGGUGGAGGCGCAGCAGCAGGGCAUCGUGCUCACGGAGCUUGAGCAGCGGAUCUUCGACCGCCUCCUCGGCGCCGUCGACCGCUACUGCCCCGGCACCCAGCUCCGCGUCGCAGGCGGAUGGGUCAGAGACAAGCUACUGGGGGAAGAGUCUGACGACAUCGACAUCGCGCUUGAUAACAACAUGACGGGCCAAGAUUUCUGUCGCCAGGUGAACAAGUACUUGGAGUGGAUAGGCGAGGAGCAGAAAACAGUUUGUGUUAGCCAACGCAAUCCUGAUAAAUCUAAGCACUUGGAGACUGCGAAGAUGAAAAUCUGUGAAGUCUCGAUUGAUUUUGUCAACUUGCGGUCCGAAACAUAUGCUGAAAACAGUCGUAUUCCCAUCGUGGAGAAUUGUGAAGCCAAAGUUGAUGCACUCCGCAGGGACCUGACAAUCAAUAGCUUAUUCUAUAAUAUCACAACUAAAUCAUUGGAAGAUUUGACUGGAAGAGGUCAUCAAGAUCUGAAAAAUGGCCUCAUUGCUACUCCUUCACCUGCCAAAGCUACAUUCCUGGAUGAUCCCCUCCGGGUUCUUCGAGCGAUCCGAUUUGCUGCUAGAUUCAGCUUUACAUUAGCUGAAGAUUUGAGAAAAGCUGCUUCUGAUGAAGAGGUGAAAUCGGGUCUUCGUACCAAGAUUAGCAGAGAACGUAUUGGUAUUGAGGUUGACCAUAUGAUGUCAGGCAAAGAUCCGGUUAAUGCAAUGUGCUACAUCCGUGAUUUGGGAUUAUUUUACGUUGUUUUUGAAUUUCCUGAGAAACCGGAUCCUCUAGUUCUUGACAAAAAUGAUUGGCUAUGUGUUUCACAUAUUGAAGAGGCAUGGAAUCUUGUACAAUUGAUUGGCUGCUCUGUGUUCAGAGGUGGUUCUGGUUCCAAGUCGCAGGCUGAACAGAGAAGGCUUUGCUUGUAUAGUGCACUAUUUUAUCCGGUCCGAAAUAUGGUGUACAUGGUAAAAAAAUCAAAAAAGGUUUCUAUUGUUAGCUAUAUUAUUGGGAAUUCUCUAAAGUUCGAAGCUGAUGCUAAAACGAUUCUUAACGUGCAUACUGCAAGUGAAAAGUUUUCGGAGUUAAUUCUUGUCCUCGAGUCAAACGGAAAUGUGGAAACUUUUAGAGAGAAGCUGAAUGAUGAAUAUCUUGAGAUACCAACAGACAUGGUAAAUCGUGUUUUGGCAGGACUUGUAUUAUAUGAGAUAAAGGAGCUUUGGCGUGUGGCACUGUUGAUAUCCACUCUGUCGUAUCUACAAGUUGGUUCCUUCAGCCAGGCUGAGCUACAAAGAAGGAAAGAGAAAUAUGUGAGAGUUGAGCGCUGGAUAACUGACCUUGGUCUUGAAGGUAUAUGGUACAAAUUGAAAAACCCGCUGCUAGAUGGGCAUGACAUUCAGAGAGUUUUGCAGAUUCCAAAAGGCCGCUUGGUUGGAAACUGGUUACACAGGGAACUGAAGUGGCAGCUCGCGCAUCCCCGGGGCACCAAGGAGGAGUGUGAGCAGUGGAUGAAGCAGUCGCUGCUUCCCAAACGCCAGAAAGUAGAAAAGUAGAGUGCAACAGGAGGGAAUUGUUAUCAAUUUUGGAGCGUAGAUAUUUUGAGGAUUUAGAGUAGGUCGCAAACUUGCACUCGACUGCGUGUAUAGUUUAUCCUGAUUGCUUGACGGACCUUAAUCUUGGCUGGUUUUUCACCAACCCGAUAAUUUACUUGUUGAGCAAAUUUUGCUAAACCUGUUCUUGGGGCAGGAUUGCACAACCACAUACGAAGGUGGCUCCUGAGAAGUCAGAACUGGGA